AUGGCGGCUGUGUGUUUCUCCUUGAGGCGCUCUGGAGCAGCGGCCGCGCGCGCUUCGGCCCUGACCGCGAGCGCCCGGUAUGCGCAGACAGCAGCAGCCGUUCAGCCAAACAUCAAGACGUUCCAGAUUUACCGCUGGGAUCCGGAUAAGCCCGGGGACAAACCGCGCAUGCAGACGUAUGAGAUCGACCUGAAGACCUGUGGGCCGAUGGUGUUGGAUGCUCUGAUUAAAAUAAAGAAUGAGAUCGAUCCUAGUCUCACCUUCAGACGAUCCUGCAGAGAAGGUAUCUGCGGUUCGUGUGCGAUGAACAUUAACGGUGGAAACACACUGGCGUGUCUGAACAAGAUCGACACUGACACCAGUAAAGUGAGCAAGAUCUACCCUCUGCCCCACAUGUACGUGGUUAAAGACCUGGUACCGGACAUGAAUAAUUUUUAUGCUCAGUAUAAGUCUAUCGAGCCGUAUCUGAAGAGGAAGGACGAGAGUCAGCAGGGGAAGGAGCAGUACCUGCAGAGUGUAGACGACCGACAGAAACUGGACGGUCUGUACGAGUGUAUCCUGUGUGCGUGCUGCAGUACCAGCUGUCCCAGUUACUGGUGGAACAGCGAUAAGUACUUGGGACCCGCAGUGCUGAUGCAGGCGUACCGGUGGAUGGUGGACUCUCGUGAUGAGUACACCGAGGAGCGUCUGUCUAAGCUGCAGGACCCGUUUUCUCUGUACCGCUGUCACACCAUCCUGAACUGCACUAAGACCUGCCCCAAGGGUCUGAACCCCGGGAAGGCCAUCGCUGAGAUUAAGAAAAUGAUGGCGACGUAUAAGGAGAAGAAAUCAGCCACUGCGUGA
Molecule: messenger RNA, 843 nt
Organism: Clarias gariepinus (North African catfish)
Lineage: Eukaryota; Metazoa; Chordata; Actinopteri; Siluriformes; Clariidae
Gene: sdhb
Product: succinate dehydrogenase complex, subunit B, iron sulfur (Ip)
Exons: 8
Coding region: 1-843 (280 amino acids)
Biological process (GO): aerobic respiration; respiratory electron transport chain; tricarboxylic acid cycle
Cellular component (GO): mitochondrial membrane
Molecular function (GO): electron transfer activity; 2 iron, 2 sulfur cluster binding
Source: RefSeq, a predicted model, not a curated record